This is a messenger RNA of Pestalotiopsis fici W106-1, 4326 nucleotides long. RefSeq lists its product as uncharacterized. Gene Ontology annotation, cellular component: membrane. Bases 1 to 4326 code for a protein of 1441 amino acids. Lineage: Eukaryota; Fungi; Ascomycota; Sordariomycetes; Amphisphaeriales; Sporocadaceae. Gene Ontology annotation, molecular function: metal ion transmembrane transporter activity; protein binding. Gene Ontology annotation, biological process: transmembrane transport; metal ion transport. The transcript is spliced from 11 exons. The record is from RefSeq and is a predicted model, not a curated record.
AUGAGUGCCAACACUGGAGACGCACACACCCAAGCUGGUGAUGGGUCCCACAUAUUCCCGCAGGAGAACGAUUACCAUGCGCUAUUCGAGGAUGUAAUCCCAGAGGAUAAGGAAAGGUUCCUCGCUACACUGAACCAGGAGGUUGAUAUCAAUGCGAAGCAACCUCCUUAUGGGGAAACGGUACUCCACUUAGCUGCCCGCAAAGCCUAUGCAUCAAUUAUGACGGUCUUGUUGAGCCGGGGCGCAAAUCUUGAAGUCCCCGAUGAUGACGGAUGGACGCCGCUCAUCUCGGCUUGCCGUGGCGGAUCACAGCAAGCGGUAGAGCUUCUCCUUCUCGAGCAUAGCAAACGUUUGGCCGAGGAUACCAAAGACGUCUCUCAGGAUGCUGCGCCCCAAGAUGAUUCAAACAUAAACGAAACCGCCGCAGCCCUAAUCCCGACGUUGACCAGCUCUUACAUCAACACUACAAGUGAAGAUGGCUCGACAGCCUUGACCACGGCAUGCUUGUGUUCGACAACAGAAGUUGUUGACUUACUAUUAAAAAAAGGAGCCGACGUGAAUACCCAGGACGACAGCGGGGACACACCUCUCACAUUGGCCGCUCGUUAUGGCGACACAAAGAUGGUGGAUAAUGUCCUAAGCUAUAAUCCUGACAUUCGCAAGUUCCGCAAUGAUGGUCAGUCAGCAUUGCAUCAGGCCAUACAAAAUGACAACGAGGAGGACGGAGAAAGCAUCGUAGAUCGAUUGCUCGAAGCGGGCCUCUCAUCUACCCACAAAGACAAUGAGGGAUCGACGCCUCUGCACAUAGCUAGUGACUACAACUACUUGAACAUAGUCAACAAGCUACUCAGCCAGAACGAGCUGAUCGUGAACGCUCAGAAUAACGAAAAAGAAACGCCUCUCCACCUAGUCUGCAAAAAAGGACAUCUUGAUGUGGUUCAGCGAUUGAUCGGCUGUCCCGGGAUCGAACUCAAUUUUCAGAGCGCUUCGAGCGCAACUCCCCUCUUUCUGGCCGUCGAAAACGAGCAUUUAGAAGUAGUAACAAAGCUGCUUGGCGAAACUGGCAUUGACAUCAACGCUCCAGACCACUGGGAAUCCACGCCUCUCCACGUGGCCUGCCGGGAAGGAUAUUUGGAAUUAGCCAAGAAGUUGAUCAAUGCGAAGGAAAUCGAGCUCAAUGCAAAAGAUUUCUUCACUAGGACUCCUAUCUUUUGGGCCUUUGCUAGACAGAAUUUGAAGGUAGUCCAGACACUGCUCAAUCAGACUGGGCUUGAUCUUGGUGCCACAGACUACGCAGAACGGACAGCUCUCCAUGAAGCUAGCGAGAUUGGCAGUCUCGAGAUUGUCGAGAUGAUAACCAACAGGACCAAGGAGCACAUCAAUGCCCAGGAUGAUUCGGGGCUGACAGCGUUGCACCUCGCCUGCAGGAAUGGCCACAUCGGUGUCGCAAGACAUCUAUUCUCGGAAGGGGCAAAGAGUAGGGUGAGCAGAGAUAGUACUCAAAGCGCAUGGUUCUUCUUCCUUCAAUACCUGUUCGAAUCUUACGAGGACUCUGAGUCGCGGGAGGGCUCAAUCUCUUCGGAGGACUCAUCUAUGCCUGAUCCCAGAGAAUUCGAGUUCAUUUUGGAACACGCCGACAAAGAGGAGAGAGCAUCUGCAACGAUUUGGGCAGACAACAAUGGCAAACGCAAAGAGCUUGCCGGCGCUAUGGGGGUGCCCGUGUCAAAGCUAGUGGAUUAUGAACUCAUUGGAUUGGCCAAGUCUUUGGAUUCUUCUAAAAUCGUGUACUUGCUGGAAGAGCAACCAGUUUCCGAACCCCAGCCCAAGUCAGCCCUCCAGUGGGCUGCAUAUCAUGGACGCUAUGAUGUUGUCUGGUGGAUUCUGAAAAGUAGCAUACCAGAGGAAAAGGACAUGGGAAAAGCCUUGGAAAUAGCCAAAAGCAGACGAGACCAGCCUAAACAGACCACUGAGGUGGAUAUGGAAGGAAGCCGAGAUAAGAAUGAGGAAGAGAAAGAUUUCAAGCUCACGAUGGACAUGCUAACAGACCCUCCUGUGGUUGAGAGCGCUCACUUGGAGUCAUACAGGAAACCUAUCACGUCUGAUGCACAACCGGGUGUGCUCGAGGCACACUGGGCAACGAUUGUGGAUUUCUAUGAGCGAGAUGGACAAAUUGACCUACUUCGACGAUCAGAAAGCGUCUCAAAUGUCAUAUAUUCCAAAGCAGGACCGGAUAACGAAGACAGGGGCCCUGAGGGAAUCAUGAAUAAGGCCAGGUCUGAUUUGGAGAAGAUCAGCGCUGAAGCGGCACGAGAGAAGAGGCACGAGAAGACAGAUCUUCGGAUGAGAUGGAUACAUUUGCCCGCAAAUAACAUGGAAUGGAUGGAGGACCUGGCUAAACGCAUCUUUACUGACAAAAAGGUUCCGGCGUCGGAAUGGCAUUCUUUGAACGACUUUUUGCAGAGGAGCUGGCAUGAAUUACCAACCGAUACCGCUCCAGCGAGGUUCAUGAAACCUGGGUGCUUGAAAGAGCCCACUCAAAGCCUACCGCGUAUCAUCGAGGAAGAUCAACGGCUCGGAAUUGAACGGCGGCCUGAUAUAGAUAAAAGGCCGAAAGCAAGCAAUCCAGAAGGGAUCAAGGAGCCUCAAGGUCAACAAUCUUCCGAGCUACAGAAGCAAACUAAGGAGUUUCGAGGUCAACAACCUUCUGAGUCGAAGAAAAAACCCAAGGAUGGUCGCAAGGAAGAUUAUGCAACAGGAGGGAAAGCUGCUGGUAGUAGUGAUCCAGUUCAUGGUGGUGCAGUUGCACAGAAAACAGAAUAUGAAAGAGUGGCGCUCUAUAUGCCGUACAUUACUUUCGGUCUGUGUCACCGGAAACCUUGCACCUCUUCCAUAGGCAAGGAAGGUGAAGCUCCGAGAAAAGGCAUUGAAAACGCCGAGAAUGAUGCCACAGUCAUGGUGACACACAGCAAAGACAUGGAUCAGAACAAGAAAAACCUGGCAAAAUACGAUCAACUGAUUGAGACCUACAAGGAAAAGACCAUCCAUGGAACGAGGUCUUUAGACCAGUUCUUUUAUAACUCGCUACCUGAUAUGGAUGUCCGCGACCAGAAUCAAGUUUUCACAAGAUCGUUCUUCAAGGUGCGGAACGGAGAUGGUGUACCGCAGGAUCAACAAAUAUGGCCUUACCUUGCAGUGGAUCAGCUCUGGCUCUGGGUAAUUGAUGAAGAGACGAUCAUUACUUCAUCCACACAUCGAAAUGAUGGUUUCCAUGACCCAGUGGUCGAAAGACUGUUCAUUCAAUUGCGACAGGCAAGAAAAAGAAAGAAUGCACAACCGCCGCCGUCGUCAGUCAAAGAUAUGAGUCAUUUCAUAGUUGCUUUUUGCGUCGACUUCCUGCAUAGUCUGAAAUGGGAAGACUUUUCUCCGAUGGAGCAACCUGGAAACAAUCCUCCGGACAAAGUCAGAAGUUCAGACCACCCCUUGGGCAAAAACAAAGUGUCAUCAAUGUCGGUUCAAUUCUUGUAUGAAGACAGGGUGAAUCUUGCGGCUACUACGGAGAAGGAUUUGCUCCAUAGAUUCACGGUGAAGAUGAACAACUUUCAGAGGAGCAAGACCGUGGAACAAUCUCAUCAUGAGGAGAGAACGAAAAUCGUCAACCACCACACAGAGUUGGAAAAUGCAACAGAGGCCUCAGAAGUGGAUGAUAUAUAUGAAACCAACAAAUGGGCGUUGAUAAGCCUUGCAGCCGGCCUGUUGGAUGAAGUCAAGGAUAUCUUGGACGAGCUCACAAUACUGAAAACGCUUGUUACCCGGCAAUUCAAUGUUUGGCAAGAACUUGUGGGAGAAGGUUCUAGAUCGAGAAGUGCUCGAGAUCCUGCCUACACCCUCCAUGGUGUUCAGGAGAUGAUCGAGAUGACGGACAGAGUCCAGAAAUCGGUCAGCGACAUACUUAGUCUCGAGCAAAACAGGAUCAACACCGAUCAGGCGCAAGAGUCUGCUCGGCAAGGAACGAUUUUAAUGGCCUUCACCAUCGUCACUGUUGUCUUUACGCCUUUAUCUUUCCUGACUUCACUCUUCGCAUUAAACGUCACGGUGUUCCAGCAUAAUAGCUCAGGUGACAUUGAAUACGAGCCAGGGUGGAUCUUUCCCAUAUUGUUUUUCUGCUCCACCGCUAUCAUUGGUCUCCUCAUGAUGUAUGCUUUCCAAGGACAGAAGCUAUCCCCAUUCCUACAUGCAAGAAUGCAAAUGUUCCGGGAGACCUGGAGGCAGACUAUAGGCGAGAAGCGGCGGAAAAAGGCUUCAAGCCAGGGCGAGCACAAUGUUUAG